AUGGUCGCCCCAUCAACCUCUUCUACCGUCGCACACCACAACGCUAAUGCAUCUCCACUCUCGGACAUAAAAUUGCCUCGGAUGAAUAUGCCCGUCUUCAGCGGUAACUAUCUGGAUUGGCAAUCGUUCUACGAUUUGUUCGAAAGCUUGUUUCACCAAAAUCCAACGCUAACGAACAGCCAAAAGCUGUAUUUUCUUAAAACUAAUCUCGCUGAUGAAGCAGCAUCACUGAUUUCGCACCUGAAAAUAGAGGAUGCCAAUUAUCAAUUGGCAUUGGAGAAGCUGAAAUCCAGCUUGCGAUCGCUACAUGACGUUUCAGAUGAGGUUAUUCGAGCUCUCAAGGCAAUGGACAGGGAAGAUCGUGACACGUGGCUUCUGUUCAUCCUCAGUGAAAAGGUGGAUCCAGACACAAAGCAACUAUGGUGUCAGAAGAUAGCCGAAAUGGAGGAGUCAAAUAUUACCCUGCAGUGUUUUCUGAAGUUCAUUGAAUCUCGCAGUUUCGCUCUACAAGCAGCUCAACCAGCCAAACCGAAAAGUUUGCAACCUCUAACGAAUCAACCUCAAUUCAGAAGCGCUACCUCGUUCGUCGCCACUAACCUCCUGCUCUGCAACCUGUGCAAUAGACACAAUCAUCAUAUCUACCACUGUGGUAGGUUCAUCCACAUGAAUUACGAAAAUCGACUAGCUCACAAAUAA
This is a messenger RNA of Sabethes cyaneus, 696 nucleotides long. RefSeq lists its product as uncharacterized. Bases 1 to 696 code for a protein of 231 amino acids. The record is from RefSeq and is a predicted model, not a curated record. The transcript is spliced from 2 exons. NCBI's taxonomy places the organism in Eukaryota, Metazoa, Arthropoda, Insecta, Diptera, Culicidae.